UUUACUAAAUAAAUAUGGUUGAUUUCUGCUGAAUAAACUAAAGUUAAAACACAUAUCAACCUCGUUCUUCUCGUAGACAUUUCUACAAACAGUUGAUGUGCAUAACAGAGGCAUCAACUAAACUGUAGGGAGAGUAAAGAUGGCAGCUUGUUCUAGUAAAGGAGGGUGCCCAAGUGACUAUGUAGCCCUUUCAGCUGCUCUACUGUCCAUGAUCUUACUUCUCCUGAAAGCGACAUUACCUUACAUGAUUCACAAGAUUCCUAGGUCCAAAGGCAGUAGCUUUUGGCUAGUGGCAAUUCAAGUUAUUGCAAGCUUAAAUCUGUUGUUGUCCAUAGUGAUGGCCCUCAAUUUUCUAAAGUUCAGAAAGAGACAUUGGUGGAGGUCAUGCUAUCUUUGGGCAGUCUGGAUUGAAGGUCCACUCGGAUUUGGUUUGCUGUUGAGCUGCCGUAUUACACAGAUAUUCCAACUAUAUUAUAUAUUUGUGAAGAGACGUCUGCCACCAAUUAGAUCCUAUAUUUUUCUUCUACUGAUUCUCUUGCCAUGGGUAGCUCUUGCUGCAGUUAUUCAAAUAAAAAAACCUCUAAAUGACCGGUGCCACAUGGGGACUCUGUGGAUCAUCCUUGUUAUGGGACUUCAUGCAUUAUAUGUUGUAGCUUUGAUUGCUUUUGCUGGGGCUGUGCAUCAUGUGGAAUUCAGAUUUCAUGAACUCAAAGACCUUUGGAGAGGAAUUCUUGUCUCUUCAGCUUCCAUUGGAAUAUGGGUGGCUGCUUAUGUUAUGAAUGAGGUUCGAGAGGAUAUAUCAUGGCUAGAAAUUGCCUCUAGAUUUUUGCUAUUGGUUAUGACAAGUGCCCUUGUACUGGCAUUCUUCUCUUUCUCAAUUUCUCAACCUCUUGUCUCACUUAUGAGCUUGAGGAAGAAGAAUCAGAAAGAAUACAAGACAAUGAGUCAGGCAUUAGGUAUACCUGAUAGUGGGAUCCUAUUACAGAGGGAAUCGACAAGCAUUUUAGAUCCCAAUGAACCUUUGGAAAAGCUCCUGCUGAACCGAAGGUUCCGUCAGUCCUUCAUGGAAUUUGCAGACAGUUGUCUGGCUGGAGAGAGUGUGCAUUUCUACGAUGAAGUGCAACAUUUUGAUAAAAUUCCUAUUCAGGAUUCAGUUAGGAGAAUUUACAUGGCACGCCACAUAAUAGAGAAGUAUAUAGCUGCAGGAGCACCAAUGGAGGUGAACAUUUCUCACCGAAUCCGGCAGGAAAUUUUGAGUACCAAUGAUCUCUCCCACACUGAUCUCUUCAAAAAUGCUCUAGGUGAACUGAUGCAGCUUAUGAAACUGAACUUAGCAAGAGAUUACUGGUCGUCAAUGUACUUCAUGAAGCUGGAAGAGGAUAUCCGCAUGAGAGCAGUUGAUCCGGAGAUGGAACAUGCUAGUGGUUGGAAUUUUUCCCCAAAAUUGAGUUCUGUCCAUUGCAGUGAUGACCCUUUCCAGCAUGAACAUAGCCCCAGAAAUUCUGGAUGUCAUAAUCAUGAUUCAGAAUUGCGAUGACAAAACAUGUGAGUGGGAUCAUGACUUUCCAACGUGAUGGAGUUGCAUAUAUUUGGCCGUGAACAGGAAAGAAGGGAACCUAAACGAGACAUGAUAUUCAUCUUCACAUGAUGGGCUCCAGCUACCUGAUUCUCCUGUUCAUAAACGAUACGAG
Messenger RNA from Solanum stenotomum, 1691 nucleotides. RefSeq names its product regulator of G-protein signaling 1. Lineage: Eukaryota; Viridiplantae; Streptophyta; Magnoliopsida; Solanales; Solanaceae. The record is from RefSeq and is a predicted model, not a curated record. The coding region runs from base 140 to 1537 and encodes 465 amino acids. The transcript is spliced from 11 exons.